Molecule: messenger RNA, 2397 nt
Organism: Sorghum bicolor (sorghum)
Lineage: Eukaryota; Viridiplantae; Streptophyta; Magnoliopsida; Poales; Poaceae
Exons: 2
Coding region: 838-2289 (483 amino acids)
Source: RefSeq, a predicted model, not a curated record
AACAGAGUCCUCUGCUGCGCUCCACAUUUUUCGUCUCAAAACCGAGGGGAAGUGCUUCGUGUGCCUUGCGACUGACCACCGUGCUGCUUCCUGCCGCCAUCCUGUCCGGUGCUUCCGCUGCCUAGGACGCGGUCACCGGGAGCGGGACUGCAAACGGCCGAUUGCGGCACUCAAGCAGCCUACUGCGGGGCUCACCCGCAAGGAGGACCUCCCGCCACCGCCGCCGUGUUCAGGUGCUGUUGCCAUGGCGAUGCUCGGCGACCCGGCGACGAGGCUGAUGAGGACGAAUGCCUCAUCCCAACCUCCUAUGCCACGGAGGCAAGCAGGAGGGAGUGGGAGGAGACGGCGGCUGUCUCCUGGGCCAUGAGUGGGCCACCCAACACCGGGCCGAAGGAGGUGGAGGCGGCCAUCCGUGCUGAGUUCCACCUCAGGCACGGCGAAGUCACCGUCACCAGUCACCACCCGCAAGCGUUCCUCAUCAAGUUCCAGCACCGCCACCACUGCGCGCAGGCCCUCAAGUAGGGCUAUGCUAAGCGGCACGGCAUCGACAUCCACUUCAUCAAGUGGCGUAGCCUGGCCAACUGCCUGGGCGUGUCGCUCCUCUUCCGCGUCAAGCUCUGCCUCGACGGUGUGCCGAGGCACGCCUGGGAGGAUGACAUCGUCGAGCGCAUCAUCGGGAGACGCUGCGCUCUGGAGGACAUUGAAACUGACCUUCUGCAGCCAGCUGCGACGAAGACCAUUGAUCUCUGGGCUUGGACAGCAAACCCGUGCCUCAUCCCCAAAAAGGUCUGGCUCACCUUCACCAACCGUGCCAAAAAUGCCAAGCUCACUUCGAUCAUGGUGACUGAAACACCACCAGAGCGCUGGCAGCAAGGCACAAGGCACUGCGUCAUCGUCCACCUGGAGGAGAUCCACGACUACACUGCCUCCACCAUCGACGACAAAGGCAACAUCUCCCCAGGUAUAAGAUGUCUCCCUAACUGGCAUUUGGGAGUUGUUGAUGGAGAACAGGUACCAGCCCGUGCGUUCGAGGAGUUUCCGCACCACCCACCUCCGCCUAGGCGCCAUGGUCCUUCCGACAAAGUGGACCAGCGUGGCCGGCGGCUUGAGGACAGGCCCUCCAAGGGGCCAAAAGGGAGGUACAACAACGACCACCCAGACUUCUACAGGGGCCACCGCAAGCAUCACGACGACGACAACGACGACAGCUAUGGUCGCCGCGGGAGAGAAGCCCCUGGUAGGCAUGCCUGGGGUGAACGCACCAAGGAUGGCCCCUACCGCGAGCGUGAGCGAGAUCGCUCCCCUCAGCGCCGCGUCUGGGGCCAUGGCAACAGAUAUGGCGGGCAACAACGGACUGCCGACCACGAUACUCAGGCUCCGUUAAAGUUGCCUACAGAGCUUCCUCAGGUGAGCACUUUGCAGGUCACUAAGGAGACAGACCUGCAGCGCCUCUUCAAAACUCAAGCAUUCGCCAUUCAGGAUGCUGUGCAGCGCAUCCCGGACUGGACUGCUGGCCAUGGCAACCAGAAAAUGGCUUCGUCCCUACGAGCGCUUAUGCACGACUACAUCGACAAAGCGUGUGCAUUAGCGGAGGGGCUGGGGCUGCUGCCUCUGGCGGCACAGGCAGCGGUGAAUGAAGCCUGGUCCAAGCGCCAGCCCCAAGCCACAGUUCCAGCACGCAGCGUCUUCGACCGCAUCCUCAACGCGCUACCAGCUUCAACAACAAUGGAAGACAAGUCCAUAGCUGAGGUUGAAGAAGCUUUGGCGCGUAUGGAGCUAGCUGCCAAGCUAGUUCCCACAGUCCAGGCGCACGGUGGAGAACCAGCAAGUAGUCAGCAACAGGCCAUCGGAGUCGCAGGCCUCUUCAGCAAGCCGCUGGAGCCGGUGCUUCAGCAGCCUACGAGUGCAGUGACGCCUCCAGCUGCUCUGAAUCCUCCAGCGGCUUCGACGCGCCGCAACCGCCGCCAGCGCACCUUCGACAUGUCAUCGGUACGCCGCAGCGCCCGCCUCGCAGCUGCCCGUCCUAUGACCCAAAUGCAACGUGCCCAGCGCAAUCUCUGCAGGAAACUUGGUUUCAUACAUGAUGAGCUCGAACCUGUGGAAACCGCUUUGCAGGAGUACAUUGCCAUGUUCAAGGGGCCACUACCGCAGGACGUCAUCGCCGCCUUGACGGAGAUAUUCAACAUCGGCACGGAGGAUGCGUGUGAAGCUGAGGAGGCGCUGCUUCGCAUGGUAGGCGAGGGGGUUGAAGAACUCCAGGAUGCGGUCGUGGCGAUCGCUGCAGCUUAAGGUCUUUGGGGACAUCUAUUUUGCGCUACUUGUUUUCCUAUGAAUCAAGCAACUCUUGCCCAGAAUUUGUAUCUGCAUCAGUGUGUGCCUGCAGACAGCUUUUGUGUU